Molecule: messenger RNA, 918 nt
Organism: Heteronotia binoei (common prickly gecko)
Lineage: Eukaryota; Metazoa; Chordata; Lepidosauria; Squamata; Gekkonidae
Gene: AIRIM
Product: AFG2 interacting ribosome maturation factor
Exons: 5
Coding region: 77-691 (204 amino acids)
Cellular component (GO): nucleus; cytoplasm
Source: RefSeq, a predicted model, not a curated record
CUCCGGAAGUGCGUCAUUACUUCAACGCCGGAAGUAAGGGCGUUAUAUUGGACAGCGCUUGGCGGGUGUUGGCAGGAUGGCCUCAGAUGACUCGCCUCUCCCUCACACCCUACGCUGCUCCCUGCAGAAGUGUUUUUGCUCCCUGCAGGAGCAACAUGAAACCUGGAAGCGUGUGCUGGCUGCAUGCACGUCUCUUCUGGGUUCCCUGAGCAACCUGGCAGAACAGAUGCAGGCAUCCCAAAAAGUGGACUUUGCCAACACCCCACUGCGAGACUUCCCAAGUCUACCAGAGAGGCUGAGAUGCCACCAGCGAUGUGCAGCGGAAGCUUUGCUGGAGGAGCUUUGGGGAAAACAACUUGAGCUGCAGAAAGUGCGGGAUACAGUUGGCAUUCAGAUAGCCUCUGUUUUCCAGCUCUAUGAGCAGCAAGAAGACCUGAGCCAGGAGAGGGCCUUCCAGCGCUCUGUGCUUUGCCCGUCCUUGGUGGAUAUGUUAGAGUGGCUGCUGGACGUGGAAGGUUUUUAUCACAGCAUCUACUUGGAAGUCAAGAUGCUGCUUCUCCAGGUCACGUAUGAAGACAUGCCCAAGAUGCAGGCUCUUCCACAGGCCUGGGAGCAGGUGCUGCAACACAGCCUCCAAAAUGUGGUAGAAGAUGCUCUACUGAAAGCCUCCUUCUUCCUGGAAGCCGGGUGAGGAUCUGCCUCUGCAGGAUGGCCCGAACAGCUCUCCACCCCUCCGCACUGGGCUUUCCUGCCCUGUGGCAGAAGACAAGCCUGGUUUCGCAGGCAGGUGACAUGGCUGGGAGUGAGCAGCCUGUGAAGGCAGUGGCAGUGGUGGGCUGCUGCCCUUGGGCUCCUUGCCCCUGGUUGGGGUGGGAUGGGGAGGCUCUCUGCAUUAAUAAAAUGGAUUAUGUUCCCUUA